Messenger RNA from Colletotrichum destructivum, 4354 nucleotides. Its product is annotated as Putative Zinc finger C2H2-type. NCBI's taxonomy places the organism in Eukaryota, Fungi, Ascomycota, Sordariomycetes, Glomerellales, Glomerellaceae. Gene Ontology annotation, cellular component: nucleus. The record is from RefSeq and is a predicted model, not a curated record. The transcript has 3 exons. Bases 624 to 2315 code for a protein of 563 amino acids. Gene Ontology annotation, molecular function: DNA-binding transcription factor activity, RNA polymerase II-specific; RNA polymerase II cis-regulatory region sequence-specific DNA binding. Gene Ontology annotation, biological process: regulation of transcription by RNA polymerase II.
CCCUUCAUCACCCACGUUCAUUUCACUCUCGCCAUUCCAUGAUCGACACACCUGUCGGCUACUGUGCGCUGUGAUCUUUUCUUCUUAUGACCACUCGGUUCUUCCUUCUUUUGUGACUCGAUCUUUGGGAAACACUUCGACCUGCUCGAACCAUCCCGUCCUUCCUUUAAACACAUCCCACUACACUGUACACACCCACCAACAACCGUUCCGAGCCCGUAAUCCAAACACCAAGCCAGUUCAACUCUGUCACGACUUUUCUCGACGACCAACGCCAACUUGGAGAACCAGAAGAGCGACAGAAACACUCGGGACGAGUUUCAUGUACAACUAAGCCAAAAGCCCACCCACUUUCACUCAUCGAGUCACCCAACACACCCAGACGGUCAUUGUUCGCCAGCGACCCGUCGUCCUAUCCUUUUUAUAUCCAGGAAACCGAAACCCACCGUCAUUAGGCCAUUUUGCCCACGAUCCAGUUCGAAAGAACUCCCACAAAAGUGUACAACAACAUCAACAAACUCGCAACACCAAAGCACCAUACGAUUAAUCAGUAAAGACGGACCUCGAUCACCCGUCCGACUAACAACACAACUCAACACGACAGACUUGUCUGACGCAUCACGAUGGACGCAACGAUGAUGACGGCCCAGGCAAUGGGACAAGCCCCGUUCCUCUACUACCGUCCGGAACAAAAGCCCGACACGUCUAGGCACCGCGGCCACUUCUCCCAGCAGCCCAACAUGCACCAGCACCAGCAUCAGCACAUGGCCAUGUACCCCAUGGUCCCGACCCUGCCGUCGACGCCCAUCUAUUCGCGCCCCAACUCGUCUUGCUCACAGCUCAUGGGCCCCACGCUGUACAGCAAUGGUCCCGCGAACAUGACCCCCAUGGCCUCGCCUCAAGCCAUGAGCCACAAGCCCGCCAUUAUGCUCGAGACGGAAAUGGGUGACGACGGCCUCUACUUCCCGUCGACGCCGCCCUUGUCGACGUGCGGCAGCACCAUCAGCAGUCCCAACAACAGCUGCGAGCUCCUCCAGACACCCAUGAACCCCAUGUUCUCUGGACUGGACGGCUUCGACGGUCUGGAUGGUUUCAAGGAGACGCUGGAAGUGCCCGAGAACCUCGCUAUCGACUGGAACAGCUGCGGAUCUCCUCCCAUGACCCCUGUUUACCUCCAAAAUCAAGCAGGCAAUGCCGCCUCGCUUAGCACCAACACUAGCGACCUCCUUUCCACAGCAUCUUGCCCUUCACUUUCUCCCUCACCCUCACCGUAUGCCAGGUCGGUCGCCUCCGAACAGGAUCUUGACUUUUGCGACCCGCGCAACCUCACUGUCGCUGCUGCUCCCAACACGUCCAAUCCGACCUUGGCGCCCGAGUACUCAGCCUUCACUCUUGGUGACGAGCUCAGGGGGGAAGUCUCUGCCAAGACCGCUCCUACUUCUGCCCCCUCUCACCAGAACUUUGACUUCAACCCUGCCAUUCCUCACGGCCUCCCCGCCUUCGAGGACCUGUCUGACUUGGAGUCCGAAGACGACUUCGUCAACGGCCUGGUCAACCUUGGCGACGCGAACUCUGCCGAGGUCCGCCGCCCUCGCGCCUGCACCGGCUCCAGCGUAGUCUCACUCGGCCACGCCAGCUUCAUCGGUGGUGAAGAAUUCAACUUUGACGAGGCCGACAUCUCCACCCCGGCUUGCCUUCCCAGCCCCUCGUCAUCUUGUGUCGACGACUGCCACCAGGGCAAGCGUCGCAGGGUCAUGAAGCAGGAAAGCCGCAACUCAACGCCCGCCAUGAACUCUACCGCCGGCUCUUCUCAGGCCGCCGGCAGCGAGCAGAGAUCCGACAGCCAAGCCCCCGCCUCCGAGGCCAACAGCUCGUCCGACUCAGAGUCGGCGUCUGCUCCCGUCCCCGCGCCCGUCAACCGCCGCGGUCGCAAGCAGUCGCUCACCGAGGACCCUUCCAAGACCUUCGUCUGCGAGCUCUGCAACCGCCGCUUCCGUCGCCAGGAGCACCUUAAGCGUCACUAUCGCUCCCUCCACACGGGUGAGAAGCCCUUUGAGUGCCACGAGUGCGGCAAGAAAUUCUCCCGCAGCGACAAUCUCUCCCAGCACGCCAGAACCCACGGCAGCGGCGCUAUCGUCAUGGAGCUUGACGAGUCGGGCGUUCACUCCUUCGAUCACGGCAUGAUGGGCCACCCCGAGGACUACCAUACUCUUGGCAAGGUCCUCUUCCAAUGCGCCGCCGAGAUCCCCGGAAGCGCCAGCGAGCUCUCUUCGGAAGAAGACAACGGCAAGAAGAAGCGCAAGCGCUCGGACUGAACAGUCGGAGCGGCUUUGUUUUUUAUCGCAUUCAAUUUCACAAUCGAGAGCGACCAAUCGUUGCUUCGAUCACGCCCGACACGACUUUGAUGACGACAACUUCUUUUCUUUCCGACCUACCCCGCUACCUCUUACGCGGAUCGGUCAAUAGGGUCACACGUGGGAAACCUCUCCACGGGAGGGCUAUCAUCAACCACCGGAAGAUAGACCGUCUCAGGGAGGACCACAUGCGAGAGAAAAAAAAGGUGCAAGCGGGUUUCGGCAUUUUCACUCAUCGAUGCGUUGCCUUGACUGUAUCAUUAUUUCCGACGCCAGACAUGCUGAAGCCGCCACCGGUCUCGGUUGUGGUCAGCGUCCAAGGGUGUUGUUGUUUCAAGGGCAAGCAGGAUGAUCACCAAACAAAAGUUCAAGAACGCAAGGGCGAAGCAAAGGGCAAGAGCAAAGCGGGACUCGAGAACAACGGCGUGUAAGGUACGGCGGAACUCUUUUGAAACAGACAUCACACCGGCAGCAUUGAUUUGUUGUUUUUUCUUGCUUGAAUUUUCGGGAGUUUUCAAAGUUGCUUCAUGCAGACGGCAAAGGGGGGAAACAUGAGUUCGCUUUUUGCACUUUUUUUUUUUGGCAGCGGCCGAAGCGUACUUUUCUUUACGCUUGUUGUAAUCUCACCAAGAUGUUCGGAUGCCGGCAGCCAGCAUCGCCUUGGAACAAGGGAAUUUUCUUCUGCGCGGCGCUGAGGAAGCGGAUCGUCCCCUUGGGGGGCCGGUUGUGCCCUCUCGGUCGUCUUCAUGUGUUUACUUUUUUAUCCCUCUCUCAUCAUCAAAUUGGAUUUGUUUUGAGCCGUUGAUGGACGCGGAUGUAGACCCUUCAAAUACUUGCAAAGGACGAAUUUGGAUGGGUGGUGGUGUGUGUGUUGUGUGUGCAGGUCACUCGUCAUCGACACUCCUCCAUCAUCGAAACAAGCAAAAGGAAGAUGCUUCUUUUCCCACGCAGACACUUUUCCCCCCCGGUACACAAACAUCGAUUUUUUUUUUCUCCAAGCAGAACAAAACAAACAACAAAAAGAGAGACUUUUCCGCGCUGCCAACCAUCUGAACUGCCUAACUUUGCUCCAUCUGGAUCUCGAAUGUGUGUGUUGUGUUGUGUGAGAUGACUCGUUGGAUGGUGGUGUGGGCUCAUCGGCCGAUCGAUGGUGGCUGUCCGUACUCGAGACCUUUACUGCAUACUGGAACGCGGCGGUCCAAGACAACAACCCAAGACACAGCCAGACCAAAGAAAGACUAGACGCACACAAGGCCCGGAUGCCCGUUACGCGUGUGUUCCAGUCGGACGUUUUUUUUUUCCUUUCUUUUCUUUUUUGUGUCUCCCACCCAUUAUAAGACCCAACCGUCCCGCGACGUUUUCUUUCUUUUUCCUUUCCGCCCCGGCCUCGGAAGGUCUCACAGCUAUGACGGACGCCUCGCCUCGCCUGGCCUGGCCGCCAGGUUGGUAGCGUGUUGCCAGCUCCGACCCCCCGAACCCAGCCUUAGCCGCCGACACAUCACCCGCGGACGCGGCGCUGCGCUGCAGCUGCGGGCCCCGUUUUCUUUUUUUGUUUCGUUCCUUCCCAACGGCGACGGCAUUUGAAGCGUCCUCUUUUUUUUUUUUUUUUUUUUCACAUUGUAAACCCCCCUCCACUCCAACUGGGUUUCCUUUCUUUUUGUCGGGGAGUUGUCUCACCCCGUCGAGUGCUCACAGCCCCAACGGCUGGGACCGAGAGGAGAGGGGCAGUGCGAUCCAUCUCCCUCGAUCGAGGAGGAGGGGAGAAGGCUUGGUACCGGCAUUCCCGAUCCACAGUUCGCGGAUUGAGGUCCGGCUGUAGACGGUCCCCCCUCCCGGUCCCCAUUUUCAACGGGGACAGGACUCGAGUUCCAUUACAAUGGUUCUUCCGUACUCGACGGACCUUUGCUGCGCUUUUCUCUUCGUUGUUUUUUUAUUUAUUCAUCUUCUCUAUCUCUAUCCUGUUCCUUCUCAAUUGUCUGAGCGAAGACUCUUCGCACCCC